AUGUCGUUGAAACUUCCACAAGCACCCAAUGCCGGGCUAUUCAAGAAUGGAUACUCUUCAUACUCAAAUGCUGAUGGUGCCAUUAUCAGAAACGUCGAGGCCGUGCGCGAAAUCGCCUCCAUUUUGUUGACUUCGAUGGGUCCCAGCGGGAGAAACAAGAUUAUCGUCAACAAGUUGGGCAGGAAAUUCAUCACGAACGACGCUGCCACCAUGCUCAAUGAGUUGGAAGUUGUCCAUCCCGUGGUGAAGAUCCUCAUCCAGGCCUCGAAGCAGCAGGAGUUUGAGAUGGGCGACAACACCAAUCUCGUGAUCAUCUUGGCGGGUGAAUUCUUGAACGUGGCUGAAAAAUUGGUCUCUUUGGGGUUGAACGUUUCGGAUGUAAUCCAGGGGUUCAACUUGGCCAAUAAGUAUGUUAGGGAAACAUUGCAGGAGCUCGUGGUUGACAAGGUUGAGUCAUUCGAGCACGACUUGUCGAAAGCUAUCAAACCAGUCAUUGCAGCAAAACAAUACGGCGUUGAGGACUUGAUCACCAGAUUGGUGGUUGAUGCCGUGAAGACGAUUAUAAAUCCAAAGAACCCACUUAGCUUCAACGUUGACAACAUUCGAGUCGUCAAGAUUAUGGGUGCCUCGUUAUCGCAAUCUCAAGUUGUCAAAGGAAUGGUGUUACCGAGAGAGCCAGAUGGGUCAGUGAAAAACGUUACCAACUCCAAAGUUGUCGUGUUUACAUGUCCAAUCGACAUUUCCACCACGGAAACCAAGGGCACAGUCUUGCUUCACAAUGCGCAAGAAAUGCUCGAUUUCUCAAAGGGCGAAGAAGAGCAAUUGGAGCAAAUGUGCAAAGAGAUCCAUGACUCGGGGGUCAAAGUCAUUGUUGCCGGCGCCAACGUUGGCGAACUAGCAUUGCAUUAUCUCAACAAGUUCGGCAUCUUGGUGUUGCGCGUGCCAUCCAAGUUUGACUUGCGCAGAAUCUGCCAAGUUUGCGGCGCGACGCCAUUGCCUCGUCUUGGAGCUCCCAUGGCUGACGAGAUGGGCUAUAUCGACGUGAUUGAAACAAAGGAAAUUGGCGGAGACAGAGUCACCGUGUUUAGACAGGACAGCUCGGCGUCACGGACCGCGACUAUCGUGAUAAGAGGAGCUACUCAGAAUAACCUCGAUGACAUUGAAAGAGCCAUUGAUGACGGUGUCAGCGCCAUCAAGGGUCUAGUCAAGGAUAACAGAUUGUUGCCCGGCGCAGGCGCGGUAGAGGUAGAGUUGAUGAAACGCGUGACUCAAUACGGAGAAACAACGCCUGGAUUAUUGCAAUUGGCCAUCAAGAACUUUGCCAAGGCCUUCGAGGUAAUUCCUCGAGUAUUGGCAGAUACUUCCGGUUUCGACACUUCCGAGGUGUUGAGUAAAUUGCACGCGGCACAUUCCGAAGAUAGCGGGUUGAAGUAUGGGUUGAAUAUAGACACGGGUGACGUUGUCGAAACUGGUGUUUACGAUAUCCUCGCUACCAAGCAAUCAGCCAUUGACUUGGCCGUCGAGGCAACAAACACCAUCUUGUCGAUAGAUCAGAUUAUAAUGGCCAAGAGAGCCGGCGGUCCCGUUAUGCCCAAACAACCAAGACCAGGCAACUGGGACCAAGACGAUUAA
Lodderomyces beijingensis is the source of this 1632-nucleotide messenger RNA. The record is from the annotation of a GenBank genome assembly. NCBI's taxonomy places the organism in Eukaryota, Fungi, Ascomycota, Pichiomycetes, Serinales, Debaryomycetaceae.